AAUGCCCAGAUCUCUGCCGUGCGUCCUGGCGCAUCUCCUGCCCGGAUUUAAACGGUUUCUUUGGAGGGGUUCCGUUUUCUGAUCGCCUCCAACUGUGUUCGGAGUUAAAUGCGCUCUGGUUCUGGAUCGGGAGGUUCUGGUUGCACGGUAACUGCUCGUCCCCGGCUCGUUUGGAUCCAUGUCGGACAAAAAACCGUCCCUGCGGAGCGGCGGUUCCGCUCAGAGCCGCUUCCAGGUGGACGUGGUGACGGAGGCGUCCGGACCUGGAGCCGCGGAUGGGUCGAGGUCUGCGCCUCCACCUGACGAGUCCAAAGGCCGGUUUCGGGUGGUGGGCUUCAUGGACCCCGGCGCAGACAUAGGGCCACCGCCCGACGUUUCCCACGAGCCGGACGCGGCAAAGAGCGACUCUGUCAGCCUCCACUCCACGGGCACGGGGCAGACGCACAUCUCCGACUCGCACUCCAACACCUACUACAUGCGCACCUUCGGACACAACACCAUCGACGCGGUGCCGAACAUCGAGUUCUACCGGCAGACCGCCGCGCCUUUCGGGGAGAAACUGACCAGACCGUCGCUGGCGGAGCUGCACGAUGAACUGGA
Molecule: messenger RNA, 600 nt
Organism: Austrofundulus limnaeus
Lineage: Eukaryota; Metazoa; Chordata; Actinopteri; Cyprinodontiformes; Rivulidae
Product: solute carrier family 12 member 2
Biological process (GO): potassium ion import across plasma membrane; chloride transmembrane transport; sodium ion homeostasis
Cellular component (GO): apical plasma membrane
Molecular function (GO): ammonium channel activity; sodium:potassium:chloride symporter activity
Source: RefSeq, a predicted model, not a curated record